AUGCUGCUACCAAACCUCACAAGAAAGCACUUGGUCGUCCUGCUCACAGGUGCCUGCUUUUCGCUCCUGCUGAUUGCUCUGUCUUUGUCCGACUCGAUCACUCUCAGUCCGCAGCGAUUGUACAACUACUAUGGCGGUGGCACUGCCGAAACCUCGAUUGCCAAUGGCGUCCCCUUGCGCAUCAUGACCCUUGGCGCAUCCGUCUGCCGGGGCGACGUCUCCAAUGGCACAUUAGGUUUCCGCAAGCCUCUCCGUGAGAAACUGGUGUCAAUGGGCAAUAAGGUGAACAUGGUCGGCUCUGCCAGGGUUGGAGAAUUCAUAGACAACGACGUUGAGGCGCAUGGCGGCAACCGCGUCGACCAGGUCCACGACUGGGCGACAUACAGCGUCCCCCUCACCAAGCCGAACCUGUUUCUGAUCAAUGUCGGCUCCAACGACUGCCUCCAAAAGUGGGACACUCCCAACUACCAUGUGCGCCUGAGCAACUUCAUUACGUUUCUUCUCGAACAGUCACCCGGAGGCACCGUUGUGCUGUCGACGCUCUUGACCAACACCGUGCCCAAUACCGAGCCAUGUAUCCUCGAUAUCAACGAGCAGAUCAGGGCCCUCGCUGCGCACUUGCGAGAACAGGGAACGCGCAUAGUCUUGGCGGAGAUGCACGAUCAAUUCGUGCCCGAGGGCGACACGCUGGAGAGGCCGCACCCGGGCAACAUCACCCCCGAUGGAACGCACCCAGAUGACGCUGGUUACGCUAUGAUGGCCAAGAUCUUCUAUCAGGGCAUUCUCGAGGCUGAUCGCCACGGCUUCAUCACCCGGGCAAUCGACAAUGGCGUGGCAGAAGACGGCGAGGCUGGAAGAGAAUUCAGGGAGGAAGAGCGACUGCCGGGCCAGGUUGAAGGCCUCACAGAAACGGCAUGA
Molecule: messenger RNA, 918 nt
Organism: Pestalotiopsis fici W106-1
Lineage: Eukaryota; Fungi; Ascomycota; Sordariomycetes; Amphisphaeriales; Sporocadaceae
Exons: 2
Coding region: 1-918 (305 amino acids)
Molecular function (GO): phosphatidylcholine lysophospholipase A1 activity
Source: RefSeq, a predicted model, not a curated record